UAACCCGGUGAUACAAAAAGAAACAGGAAGGGGUCCGGUUGGUUGGAGCUCGAGCUGACGGCGGACGUGCUCGCCUCUUCUCCGGCUCUCUCUCUCUUCUCCUCCUCCUCAUCUCGGCAAAACCACCACCGCAUUGCCGGUAUAUUUAGUUAAGCCGCGAUAGAGGAGGGAGGGAUAGCGUAGAGGGAGAGGGAACAGGGGAGGGUGGCGAGCUCCUGACCAUCUCUCUCCGCCCUCUCCGUUUCGCCGCUCCUCGCCGGAUCCAUCUCCAAAAGAGGACGUCGGAGAAGAUGAUGGGCGGAUUCCUCUCCCGGGUCCUCCUGUUGGCCUUUGGCUACGCCUAUCCAGCAUAUGAGUGCUACAAGACUGUCGAACUGAAUAAACCAGAGAUUGAGCAGCUCAUAUUUUGGUGUCAGUAUUGGAUUCUAGUAGCUCUGAUGACGGUUAUGGAGAGAUUUGGAGAUUUUACAAUAUCAUGGCUACCAUUUUACUCGGAAGCAAAGCUGAUGUUCUUUAUAUACUUGUGGUACCCUAAGACAAAGGGAACUACCUACAUUUAUGGGACUUUCUUUAGGCCAUAUAUUUCACAGCAUGAGAAUGAAAUUGACCGUAAUUUGCUUGAGUUGAGAGCUCGAGCCACCGAUGUAGUUGUCCUUUAUUUUCAAAAGGCUGCUACUGUAGGACAGAAUACAUUCUUUGACGUUUUGAAGUAUGUUGCUUCGCAAUCACCAUCUCAGAGGUCAAGUCAACAACCUUCUCAGGAGCCGCAACAACCAAAACAACAGCAGGCACCAGUACAGCAGCAGCCGACACAAAAACAAGCACCAACUGUUUUGCGCAGAUCAGCAUCUAUUGCUGCUCGGCAAGCUGCAAUGGCACAGCAGUCUCAGGAUGCCAAGACGGUUCCAUCUUCCCCCAAGAUCAAGCGCCAAGCAUCAACAAAAGCUGCACCUGUGGCAUCAACAAAGUUGACCGGAGCUGCAGCUCCGUCAACACCAAAAUCUGAUGCCGACGCACCAAAGAAAAAUGAGGCGGCGCCAGCUUCCUUGCAAGUGGCAACUCCAGCAACAAAGGCCGAUGUACCAGCAUCUGAACCUAGUGCUCCACUCCCUGAAGCCGAAGAAGCUGACAAGAUGGCCAUUGACGAGGCUGAUGAUGCCGUAGAGGGCACAGAAGAGGGUGAUCCUGUUCCAGGUGAGACAGUAGAGGAGAGACCAAUGGAGGAGACGAUCCGUGUGACUCGCUCCAAGCUAAGGAGGCGUACUGCUUCUGAGGAUCCUGCAGGAAAUUAACAGCAAUCCAUUCUUUUUGUUGCAUGUUGUGCUGUUCAUUUUCUUUUUAAGUUUUAGAUUGUCAUGUUGUUUGGUGCAUGUGGGAAAUGUGUUGGUCUAAUUGAUCGUUCUGUUGCCCAAGAGUUUGUCAUCUCGUUUUCUGUGUUGCUAGCAUGUUUGUGUGCUUGGAAGUUGUAAAUAGCACCGUGCAUGUAUGUAUAUAUCAAUUGGUGGCAUGGCGAGGAAUGCCUGUAUCUUGAAACAUUAGACAUUUCAAUCAGGUCAUUACAUGAGCACUCUCUCUGUUGUCUGUUA
Molecule: messenger RNA, 1586 nt
Organism: Oryza sativa Japonica Group (Japanese rice)
Lineage: Eukaryota; Viridiplantae; Streptophyta; Magnoliopsida; Poales; Poaceae
Product: HVA22-like protein i
Source: RefSeq, a predicted model, not a curated record